AUGCAAUGUUCACAUCGUUUCUUUGCAUAUUUUCUGCUCUUGGUCGCGUUCCUUCUCGAUUCCUUCGAUCUCUGUACAAAUUUUCCCACAAACCUCUACAUUUCUUCCUCCUGCCGAUCGAUCCAUGUGCUCUCGGCUCCCUUUGAUCGGAAAGGAACAGUUUUGUCUCACGAUUUCAAGCGCAUUUUGGUGGAAAAUUGGCUUUUUUUUCUCAGCAAUUAAGGGGGAUUCUCGGUGCUUCCGCCUCGAAAUUGUCCGCCAGCGGAAUUUCUAGGCAUUCUUCUCCUAGGCGGUUGGAUCAUCUGCGGUGAUGGUGGGAAGGAUGAUGCGAUGGCGGUCACGGCCACCGCUGCCGAAUAAGUUCAAGGUGAGGCUACAGGUGAAGAGGGUCGAAGGGGUAAGAGCUGAGAUGGAGCCGGACGUGGAGAGAAAGGUGAUUGCGGAGGUAAGAUGGAAGGGGCCGAAGGUGACCCUGAGCUCGCUCAGGAGGACGGUGAAGAAGAACCGGACGAGGGAGGAAGAGGUGGGCGAUGGAGGCGUGGUAGAGUGGAAUGAGGAAUUUGAGUCCGUGUGCACCCUGACUCCUAACAAGGAGAAUGCAUUUUAUCCAUGGGAGGUUGCCAUCAAUGUGCUCAAUGGCUCAAUCCCUGUUGCAAAGAACAAGGUAUCUCUUCUUGGGGUGGCUUCAAUGAACAUUGCAGAAUUCAUAACUGCUGAAAAGGAGGUUGAUCUAAGUCUUUCGUUGUCAUUGCCUAGUGCUGCAGAGUCUCAGCUAUCCCUUCACGUAGCUCUUAAUAUAUUGGAAUUUAGAGUUUCUAAAUAUUCACACGAUAUGAUACAAAGGCCACGUACAUCUCCCGUAUCACCUCCCUCUGUAGAAGUUAUCCCUUUUGAAAAAGACGAGCUUCCUACUCUCAAAGCUGGAUGGAAGAAGUUUGUGUCUAUUCGGAGAUCCAGUAAGGCAUGCCAAGAUGACGAUGGCAGUGAGAAAUGCUCUUCUAGGAGUGAUGAUGCAGAGUAUACUUAUCCAUUUGAUAUGGAUUCCACUGAUGAUGAUGAUGACGACAAAGAAAUAGAAGAGAACAAGGAGGAUAUUAAAAUUAGGAAGUCAUUUAGUUAUGGCACAUUAGCAACUGUUAACAAUAUUAGUUCUGAGAUGAAAUCAGAUGGAGAGUUUGAAGAUUGGGUAUAUUACAAUCAUCGAAAAUCAGAUGUAAAUUCUUCACAUGUGCAGGAAAUAUCAUCAUCAGUUCCUGAACUUAAGAUGCCAAAGAGGAGCAUCCUUUCUUGGAAGAAAAGGAGGUUGAGAUUUAUAUCACCUAAGCCUAAGGGGGAACCAUUAUUAAACAAAGCAAAUGAAGCGGGAGGAGAUGACAUUGACUAUGACCGGAGGCUGCUUAGCUCCUCAGAUGAAUCUCAUUUUUCAAUCGGUUACAAAGGAGAGGAGGAGGAUGCUGCAGACCAAUCAUCCGUAUCCAAAUUCGACAAUGACUGCUUUGUCGUCGGGAGAUGGGAACCAAAAGUUAUAAUGAACCGUGACGGGAACAUGAAGCUUGCAACUGAAAUCUUUUUUGCAUCUAUCGACCAGAGGUGCGAGAGUGCAUCAGGUGAGAGUGCUUGCACUGCUCUUGUUGCAGUUAUUGCUGACUGGUUUCUAAGAAACCAGGAUAUGAUGCCUGUCAAAUCACAGUUUGAUAGCCUCAUCCAAGAAGGCUCCCUUAAGUGGAGAAAACUUUGCGAGAACCAGGAAUAUAUGGAACGCUUUACCGACAAGCACUUUGACCUUGAAACAAUAAUUGAAGCAAAGAUUGGGUCAGUUUCUGUGGUUUCAGAUAAAUCUUUGGUUGGUUUUUUCCAUCCCGAAGGCACUGACUGCAACAAUGCCUUUGACUUCCUACAUGAAGCCAUGUCUUUUGACAGCAUGUGGGAUGAGAUCUGCCAUUCUGGUUCAGAAUGCUCAAGUAAUGGAAGCAAACCCCAAGUAUAUAUAGUCAGUUGGAAUGAUCAUUUCUUUGUCCUCAAGAUUGAACAAGAUGCUUACUAUAUAAUUGACACACUUGGUGAGCGGCUCUACGAGGGAUGCCAGCAAGCAUACAUCCUAAAGUUCGAUGACAACACAUCCAUUCGUAAGGUUUCUAGUAACGCUGAGUCUGCAAGUGCCGUUGCUGAGGGCUUUGAUCAGGAGAAUGACAUGUCUAUGGAAGGAGAUCUUGUGUGCAGGGGGAAGGAGACAUGCAAAGAAUACAUCAAGAGCUUCUUAGCAGCCAUUCCAAUCAGGGAACUGCAAACCGAUGUCGAGAAAGGGCGGAUCACUUCAACUCUCUUCCACCAACGCCUUCAGAUUGAGUUCCAUUACACUCAGUGAUCCAAUGAGCUCAGUCGCUCGACUCCGUAUCAACAUGCAGAUGCUACAAUUUGAGAAUUUACGCAACUGCCAGAAGUUCUUGUUGUAUAGAAUUUAUGAUCUUCCAGGCUAUCAUUUUUGUGGUUUUGGGUGAUGGCUAAUAGAGAUUAGUCUUUUUUUUUUCACUUGACCUCAACUAACAAUAUAACUUUGUGGUAUGUUUCCGGCCCUAUUAUGAAGCUGGUCUUCUAGUAACAAAUGAAUACAGAAUUUGGUUGGAAUUUGUUCUUUAAUUUGCUUGGUUUGGAUACAUAUUUUGAUGUUUAAUUUUGCUAAUUAUGUUUCAAUGUAAACAACAGAAUAAUGUGUCAAUUUCAAAGCUCAAACUCUUACACUGAUCAAUCAAAUGUUAUUUGUGCGCAGGUCAAUCGAACAAGACAAAACUCCUACCACGACCUCGCAAUUCUUACAAUUGAUUUCUUCCUUCCCCGGUGCUAUCCAUGUCUUCCCUCACCGGAAAGAGGCACAACCUCAGCGAGCGGCGACGGCAGGGGACUGGGGAGCGGCGACGUUCGGCAGAGCGGGCACGUCGGCCGCAACCUCAGCCACGGGUCAACGCACCGCAAGUGGAACACGUGCCCGCACUCCGGCAGCACGCGCACCACGUCCGACUCCUUGUAAUCCGACAAGCAAAUCGAGCAGCACGCCGCCGCCGGCGUGCUGCCACUGAUCCCCGCCACCUUCGCCUGCGCGUACCGCAUCUUCGGGUAGCUCUUCAACGUCGCUUCGUCGACGCCGCCCUCCACGUCCACAGCCGGCGCCGCGCCGUCUGCUGCUGCUGCUGCAGUGUUGGCCCGAGUACAGAAAUAGGACGCGAGAGUAAGCGUGGUGAUGAGGACGAGCAUGCCGAUGGAGACGCCGAUGCCGUAGCCGAAGCCCCCGAUUUUGUCGGAUCCGAACACGCCGGCGCCGCUGGGCGCGGUGGCGUUCUCCAUCAAAGAUUGCUUAUUGAGCGUCCACAGCUGUUAAUCAGAGAAGAAGGUAAUUAUUACAUUCUGGAGAAGAUUUGCACCAGAUGAAGCUUCUGUGUCCAGGGAGUUAAGAUCUGAGAACAGAGCUGGAAUUGGCUGAGUUGACUGCAUGGGGGAACAUGAAGGAAGAAGCAAAAGCUUGAUCGGCUUGAGGAUGGAUUCAUAUAAUAAACUGAAAUAAUAAUAAAUUAAACAAGUUGCUGCAUUAAUGUAGAUUUUAAAAAUAGAAGUCAUGAUGCA
This is a messenger RNA of Zingiber officinale, 3615 nucleotides long. RefSeq lists its product as uncharacterized. The record is from RefSeq and is a predicted model, not a curated record. The transcript has 4 exons. NCBI's taxonomy places the organism in Eukaryota, Viridiplantae, Streptophyta, Magnoliopsida, Zingiberales, Zingiberaceae. The coding region runs from base 311 to 2365 and encodes 684 amino acids.